CUGAAGGCCUGUUUCCUAGGCUACAAACGGGGGACUUGUUCCUUAAUUAACGCCUAGGGGAAAGUCCCCGGACCGCGGGCAGAGAGUGCCACGUGCAUGCGCACGUAGACCUUCCCUGUGUUUCACUGUAAAGUUCGCCAAGAAGCGACCCCCAUCGUGUACGGCGGCGGGGGAGCUGAGCGGAGUGUUGCAGGGGUGUGUCCUCAGUCAGCUCUCCUAGUUACGCAGGCAGUGCGUUUGUGCGCACCAACCACACGGGGCUCAUUCUCAGUGCGGCUGUAGUUUUGGUAUAUGCCACGGACAUUUAGACUUUAGCUGGGACGCGUGGGGAUCACCCUGGCAUCGUCUAAGCCCCUCGGCAGCGCUCCCGCAGCCAUUGAAACACCUCUUCCUCGUGUGGCUUAACACAUUAAACAAAAAUUUUUUAACACUGAGAGAGACAGCGCACGAGCAGGGGAAUGGCAAGAGAGAAGAGAGAGAAAAUCCCAAGCAGACUUCCUUCGUGACUCUGCCACCACCAGUAUUGGAGAUGCUGAGCUGUGGGGGCCAGGCCCAGGGAGGGGUGAGAGUGAAGGGGCCUGCAGCGGCUAUCAGGUCAUAAACCAGGCUGACCCUUCAGCACAGGACUUGCAGACUUGGCUCCCACAUCAGCAGUCAUGAGGAGCAGAUGUGACAAUUACACUUCGGAUCAGCUAGUGCCCGGAAUCCCCUCCAUUGCCCAGGCCUGGGGACUAUGGGCCCUCUCAGGGGCUGUGAUGCUGCUGCUUCUCAUCUCACUGGCUGCGCACUUGUUCCGAUGGACUAGUGGCCGAAGCCAGAGCCACCCAGGACAGAGAUGCCCUGGAGGGUCUGUGGAAGAGGUCCCUCUGUAUGGGAACCUGCAUUAUCUUCAGACUGGUCGGCUGUCUCAGGAACCAGGGCCAGAUCAGCAGGAUCCAACGCCUAGAGGCCCCAGCACGGCUGCAGAGGAAGUGAUGUGCUAUACCAGCCUGCAGUUGCGGCCUUCUCAGGGCCGUAUCCCCAGCCCUGGAACCCCCAUCAAGUACUCAGAGGUGGUGCUGGAUUCUGAGCCAAAGCCCCAGGCCUCAGGCCCUGAGCCUGAGCUCUACGCCUCAGUGUGUGCCCAGACCCGCAGAGCGCGGGCUUCCUUCCCAGACCAGGCUUAUGCCAAUAGCCAGCCUGCACCCAGCUGAGAUGGAGGGCCUGGCAGAGUGGGGCAAGCAUUGCCCCAGCCUCCAUUAGCCUACUGCUACCCUGUCCUUGGAAUGACUGUUUCCCAGCCGCCCCACACCCCCACCCAAGACAUGCAGCCAUUGCCCAGUCACAGGAGGUAACGUUCCCCAAACUUCCUAUCUGAGCUAUGAGGGAGACAUCUCAGGGGAACAGUAAGUAGGUCCCCAGUUUCUUGGGAAGGGAGGAAACAAAGGCAGUGGCCCCCUCUCCAUCCACCUCCCCCCAUCUAUUACUCUAAGGCCCCAAGCUCCUAGGUUCUCACUUCCUCCUCCUUGUGGAUUUUAACCAGAUCCUCUCCACUCCCGCUCCUUUAAAGUCUACCCCUAACACUUCAGUGUUCCCUCAGACACAGGAAGUGGGCAGUGGUGGAAAGGGGAACAGCCUGAGAGGACAAGGAUGGGUAUACUCCUCAGGAGCCCAUAGUCUGGAGGGAUCCUGGAAUCUAGUGACCUGAGGAACCCAAGCCUGGCUUCUUAUCUGAGAACACUGGCAGGAGAAUACCAGUCCACAUCCUGCUGCCUCUGUUGUGUCCCCAAGUUUUCAAAUAAAACUUCUACGUCUCAGAAA
This is a messenger RNA of Lynx canadensis (Canada lynx), 1800 nucleotides long. RefSeq names its product signaling threshold regulating transmembrane adaptor 1 (gene SIT1). The transcript has 6 exons. Gene Ontology annotation, biological process: regulation of T cell activation; signal transduction; T cell homeostasis. Lineage: Eukaryota; Metazoa; Chordata; Mammalia; Carnivora; Felidae. Gene Ontology annotation, molecular function: kinase binding. The coding region runs from base 657 to 1193 and encodes 178 amino acids. Gene Ontology annotation, cellular component: plasma membrane. The record is from RefSeq and is a predicted model, not a curated record.